GAUUCGUUUGGACGGAUUUGAUGUGGAGUUCAGGGUGUCACAGUGAAAGGGCCGGACGGUCGAAUCCUCUCCGUUGUCCAAACAUCCUUCCAGGUGAGGCGACACUUGACCUGUGAAUCUUCCGGGGUCGCCCGUUGUGUCCGCUGCUCCCGAUGUGGCCGCCUCGACAGUGAUGACACCGGCUCCUCCGCAGUUGUGCGGGGUAGGAGUAUUUUUUUUAUCGGGGGUCGUUAUUAUUGUUCCUUAUUGUCCGGAGAGGUGGUUUUUGAGGUUUGAUGAUUGGGAUCCUGCUCUUCUUGAUCCGGGGGGUGGGGUAGAAGUUUGAUUUUUCUCUGCGAACGACUUUCUUGCUCUCUCUUUGUUUCGUGGUUCUAUGGAGAAACAAAAACGCAGUGUUAUUUAUGGACACCUGCUUUAAUAAUAAACUAACCUUUGAACUAUCCGCUCCGAGCGGGAGUUCCCGGUGUCCAAACAUUUUCAUUCCGAUUCCCAUUCCCGUUGCUACCCGGCCUGCUGUGUUCGGCCAGCAUUUUGUUUGUGUUGCUUUGGAUUUCCAGGAUCUGCAGACUUUGUCGCGUUUGUGAUUUACCUCUCCGUUGUCCGUCCCGCUUCCGGCCACUUGUGGCGCUGCUGUGCGGGUCUCCGGCCGUCGGCGACGAUAUGCAGACAUCCGGCCAUUGGUGGCGCUGUGGAGGAACGCUGCUGAACGCAUGCGCGGUGCCGAGUGCCGCUGUUUGGCGGUUCUCCGAUUGGAGCAGGGUUAGACCUGCAGUGAGAGAUUUAUUGGAAGAAAAACCACGACUGAAGUCGAGGGAACAGCAACAAGUGAACCAGCCCGAGGAUUGAGAGCACCGACUGGAGAGAACCCAUCUGACUCGGAGAUUCCAGUGAUUCAGUCAGGAGAAAGUUUGGUUAAAAACAACAAGGAAAUUAUCUACGGGGAAGUCGAACACAACACGCUGUUUUGUUGUCUAUGUCCAGAUAUUUAAGAAGUGGAACAAGGGAUUCACUCGAUCAUCAUUCCUACUCAGGCUGUGGGGAGUGAUUCACUCGAUCAUUAUUCCUAUUCGGACUGGGGGAGAGAUUCAUCGAUCAUCUGACCGACUGACAUGCUGUCAAUUUACACGGGGGGAAUCCAUUUAUCUGCUCAGUCAUCCACCCUAAUGGCUCACCAGCGAGUUCACACUGGGGUGCGGCCAUUCACCUGCUCAGACUGUGGGAAGGGAUUUGCUUCGUCAUCCCAUCUGAAGAUACAUCAGCGAGUUCACACUGGAGAGAGGCCGUUCACCUGCUCAGACUGUGGGAAGGGAUUCAUUUCGUCAUCCCAUCUGAAGAUACAUCAGCGAGUUCACACUGGGGUGCGGCCGUUCACCUGCUCAGACUGUGGGAAGGGAUUCUCCGAAUUACCUCAACUUAAGAUACAUCAGCGAGUUCACACUGGAGAGAGGCCGUUCACCUGCUCAGACUGUGGGAAAGGAUUCACUCUGACAUCUCAACUGAAGGCACACCAGGGAGUUCACACCGGAGAGUGGGCAAUCACCUGCUCGGACUGUGGGAAGGGAUUCACUUGCUCAUCCCAUCUGAAGGUACAUCAGCGAGUUCACACUGGAGAGAAGCCGUUCACCUGCUCAGACUGUGGGAAGGGAUUCAUUUCGUCAUCCCAUCUGAAGAUACAUCAGCGAGUUCACACUGGUGAGAGGCCCUUCACCUGCUCAGACUGUGGGAAGGGUUUCACUUCAUCAUCCCAUCUGAAGAUACAUCAGUGAGUUCACACUGGUGAGGGGCCGUUCACCUGCUCAGACUGUGGGAAAGGAUUCACUCAGUCAUCCAUCCUAAAGGCACACCAGCGACUUCACACUGGGUAGAGACCGAUCUGCUCAGACUUUGGGAAAAGAUUCUCUCAGCCAAAUCAACCAGUGCGCAUCACUGAGUUCACACUGGGGAGAGGCCAUUCACCGGCUGUGAAUGUAGGAAGCGAUUCACUCAGUCAUCUAAUCUUAUGUAGCUCUCAGUUCUGCUGGCAGCUUAACAGAGGGGGUUAUAGCCUGCCCACCCCAGUCUGGCCAAACUGAAUAAUCUCGUUUGGGUGGAUACUGAGUGAUGUGUCCCCUUUCUGUGAACUGUCUCUUUAAAAUGCAAAGAGAACCGAGACUGACUUUGGACACGCUGUUGGAUUUCUGCAGAAGUGCUGGGUUGCUAUGGUGACCAGCUAAUGUUUAUGUUCUGUGUGGUUAAGCAAGGUCAGAAUGAUCCUUUACCGACACAGAACAAGCAAGCGACUUCUUACAGAGAAAGGGGGCGGAGCUACGUGAUGGACAGAUGGUGUUCAGCACAACGGUAUUUAAACACACGUAACUGCUUUUCUCGCAGGACACGCAGACGCUCAAAGGCUAGUGAUGAAAGUUUCUGCUAGUUGGACUUUCUUGUACCCACAAGGGUGGGAUUUGAGGAUCGAUAAAGAAGAAUCGAUCUGUGGCUUUUAGUGCGUGUAAGAGCGACCCUGUGGGAUCUACCGGAGAGUCUAACCCUUGCUUGGGUUGGGAGACUUUCUCUUGAAGAAGGUGCUCUUGAGUUGGUCACGUCUGGCUAACUUGGAAGAUUUGAUGGGCAUUGGAAAAGGUCGACAACACCUGUUUACUUGGAUUACAUCUCCCUCACCCUCGCCCUCUCCUUCCCUCCCUCCCUCCCCCUCC
Molecule: messenger RNA, 2693 nt
Organism: Hypanus sabinus (Atlantic stingray)
Lineage: Eukaryota; Metazoa; Chordata; Chondrichthyes; Myliobatiformes; Dasyatidae
Product: gastrula zinc finger protein xLCGF3.1-like
Exons: 3
Coding region: 1110-1766 (218 amino acids)
Biological process (GO): regulation of transcription by RNA polymerase II
Molecular function (GO): DNA-binding transcription factor activity; RNA polymerase II cis-regulatory region sequence-specific DNA binding
Source: RefSeq, a predicted model, not a curated record